UCAAAAUCACAAAGGCAGCUAGGCAAUCAUCUCCUGAUCUCCCGAGUUGCCUCAAGACUACAAUCUCAUGCUCCAUUGUAAUAACUCGAUCGAUUUCACUAUGCCAUGCAUAUCUAUAAAGACUAUUCCGUAUGCUUGAUCAUUUUAUUCCAAUCCGUACAUAUCUCAUUCAUCUAGCGCCAUGCAUGCGAACUGCCUGUGCAGGCUCAACCGGAGACGAUGCAGAGUGUCCAAGGCAUCAUAGCAAAGCAACUGUCUAUUGACGAAUCUACUGUAACUCCCCAAACCAAGUUUGCCGAUUUGGGUGCUGAUUCUCUUGACACUGUCGAAAUUAUGAUGGCUUUGGAAGAGAAAUUUGAGGUGUCAAUCGGAGAAGGAGGUGCUGAGAAUAUCUCAACAGUUCAAGAUGCUGCUGAUCUGAUUGAGAAAGUCAAGGCGGCUGCAGCUUAAUUAGUCCUAAUUGCCUCUAAAGAAGUACUACCUAUAUAGCUAGUUUGAGUCAAACCAUAAAGAGUCAGAUAU
Messenger RNA from Juglans regia (Persian walnut), 522 nucleotides. Its product is annotated as acyl carrier protein-like. Gene Ontology annotation, molecular function: acyl carrier activity. NCBI's taxonomy places the organism in Eukaryota, Viridiplantae, Streptophyta, Magnoliopsida, Fagales, Juglandaceae. Gene Ontology annotation, biological process: fatty acid biosynthetic process. The coding region runs from base 220 to 450 and encodes 76 amino acids. The record is from RefSeq and is a predicted model, not a curated record. The transcript is spliced from 2 exons.